Molecule: messenger RNA, 1050 nt
Organism: Adineta ricciae
Lineage: Eukaryota; Metazoa; Rotifera; Eurotatoria; Adinetida; Adinetidae
Source: the annotation of a GenBank genome assembly
AUGCGACUAACAUUCAACCGAACAGCUUCGGCAUUAUUGCUAAAUUCGUCAUGUGGUAAUGUUGGUGAAAAUCUUGUUUUAUUAUUUUUCGUUCUCGGCUGUAUUUUAACCAUAAUUGGCACUUUGCUGAAUCUUUGUUCGUGUUUACUUUUUUACCGUGCAAAAUCGUUGGACAAAACUCCUUAUGGGAUUUUUAUUAUCGCAUUAUCCAUCGCUGAUAUAGUGAAGCUUAUCGCUGAGUAUGUCGUGCAUAUUCUCUACUUUUACAUUGAUCAUCGAUAUCUCGUUUGUUCAAUCACGUGGUUUCUUACAUUGAGUAGUGAAAAUUUAUCGUAUUUAUUCCUAUGCGCAUUGGGGAUUGAACGUAAUUUAAAAGUUUGGAUUACUGAUCGUCGUUGUUUAAUAACUCGUCGACGUGCAUGUACAAUAUCGAUGUUUUUGAUUAUAUUUGUGGUAAUUUACGAUCAUCCAUUUCUCUUUUUACCUUAUAAUGUUUCGUAUUGUUUUGUCAAACUUUUCAACUCACAAAUUUUGUUUUCAUGUGAUAAUGCACAUUAUAAAUCAUAUGGUUAUUCGUAUUCAUUAACUGAUUUGAUCUUUAUUGAAAGUAUUGGUUUGAAUAAUUUUAUUUUACCGAUUUUAAUCAUUUCGACGAAUAUUGUGUUAAUCCUCGGGUUGCGUCGUCGAGCGUAUCAACGGCGGAUUCGUUUAGGAACGCGUAAACAUAAAGAUUGGCGAGAACAAAGCGUGAUUUUAUAUGUUUUCCUUUCAAGUAUCACUUUUGUAUUUUUAACAACACCGACGGGGGUUUUAAAUGCCUUAUCAGCUGUACAUAACCAGAAAAUGGCGACAAAUAAUAUCGCAUUGGUCUUAGAAUUAAUGGAAAUUCUUCAUCAUUGUUCUCAUUUCCCUAUUUUAUUAAUGACAAGUUCGGUAAUUCGUUCAAAAACAUUUCAAAUACUUUUUCAUCCUCGUCAAACACAACGAAGUUCAGUUAGCUCAAGAUUUUCAGGUCAACCACGUAUUCUGUCAGCAUCCUUAAGUCAAUAA